UUUCACUCCUGAUGGGAGAGCACUGAACGCAAAAGGCAAUUGGACAGGUUUGAGUUCCCGCAACUGAAACGACGUUUCUGUGCUGGUUGGACGUCUCUCGCUCUUUUCAAACUAGUACAAUUCGCUCAUUCUUCUCUUAUACCCUCACUUUGCUUUAACACACACACUCUUUCUUUCGCUCGUAAUUGAAUCAUGUCGCCCAUGUUGACCGACGAUGUUGAUUCUUCCGCUCGUACUGACUCGUUAGGCGGAUCUAGCAAGUUCUGGCACCGCCCUUCUGAACAGUUCGAGGACUCGUCGUCAAAUGGUGGUUUAGAACACCAGGAAACGUUCCCAAUUGGCGACGACUACUACGGGGAAAACAACCUCUGGUUGGGUCAACAGGACCAGGCGACAACGAGUACCUCUCAAAAGCGACGACAGACAAAGAUGCUUCUUGUGGUGCUUAUCGAAUCGUUCUGCAGCGUGUACGGUGAACGACCUGAGGCCAACCACAAAGUCUUUUUCCUCAUCUGUCAAACGUUACGCUCGCUUGGUUUGAUUGACUCAGAAUUUGUCGACGAGAUGGCCAAUGUCCGAUCCACGUAUCAAAGCGCCUUCCAGCGUUUGUUUUACACGGCCGUACAGACGGUCCGCGACAGGGAGCUAUUCCAGCAGCAUCAGCGGAUGAUCAUGCAGUCGCCAUGGGCUGAUAGCGAGAACAAUGGUCAACCGCCCUCCAUAUCGGAAACCAACACGUCUUUAUCCUCCGAGCAGUUGCUGUUCAACCUGUCUGUUCAAAACUCGCGUUAUCGCAACGACUUUGUCGAAAUCAACAUGCUAGGAAAAGGCGGGUUCGCAAGUGUUUGGCGCGCGCGCAACAAAUUGGAUGGCAUUGAUUAUGCUGUCAAGAAGAUCCGGCUGGGAAGCAACUUGGAUACGGCACGUCAUGCGCCUUACGAAAAGAUCUUCCGAGAAAUUAAACACUUGGCGCGGCUAGAACAUAAAAAUGUGGUGCGUUAUUAUUCGUCGUGGCUCGAACUGGCUGUGGACGACCGUGUAGACGAAGAAGACGAAGAAGAAUACGGAGACUACGAGCAAGAUGAAGACGACGAAGGCAGCAUUUUCAAUGGCCGAGACCCAAUGUUCGACGAUAAUGAACUCAGCAUUCAGUUUGACGAUUAUUCUCAACCCAACUCUCGAACUCACAUCGACUUUGCCGACUACAGCGUCACGGACUCUAAAUCGAAUAGCGUUACUGUAUGCAAGCAAAAAAACAAUUCCCGAUCAUCUAAAGAUACAGUCAAUCCAUCAUUUGAUGGCGAAUGGGUGCUGUAUAUCCAAAUGCAAUUGUGUCCAGCAACGCUGCAUGAUUAUAUCAAGUUUCGCAAUCAGUCCGGUGAAGUCGAUCCUGAACGAAACAUUGAAAUUUUCACCGAGAUUCUAGAAGGUGCCGCUUAUAUCCACAGUCAAGGUGUCAUCCAUCGCGAUUUGAAGCCGACAAACAUCUUUCUAAAUAUGCCAUCGUCUACGGUUGAUUACCCACACCGGAAAUCCAGCCAGUCUUCGCUGCGUCGUCGCAGUCGAGCCAACAGUUUUGCCAGCCUAUCAUCAAGCUCACCCAGCCAUGGGAGCGGAAGCGCCGGCCACGACCAUAGCUUCUCGUUCGAUUCUGUCCUGACUCCCAGCGGUUUGCGCGAAUGCAUGUGGGACGAACCAUGGAUGCCAAAGAUUGGUGACUUUGGCCUGGCUGCUGCAAUGGAUACCGAGGAUGAUUCGAACUCGCCUGCAUCUAUGUCUAUGUUGCCUGCACCGCCGUUAUCCGACAGUCCAAAGAGUAGCAGCAGCGGCCAUAGUGCUAGCCAAGUCAGCCAACAGAGCCAGCAAAGCACACAGUCGUCGAGACUUCGACCAUCGAUGCAGCGGAAGCAUACCGUUGGUGUCGGCACGCGAACAUAUGCAUCGCCAGAGCAGCUCGCACGUACACCAAACGCCUAUGGCGAAAAGGUCGAUAUCUACUCUCUGGGAAUUAUUUUCUUUGAGCUGUACAAGCCAUUUUCGACAGCAAUGGAACGUGCGUCAGAAAUCGAAUGCUUGAAGAACGGUGUGUUUCCCGACGGUUUCGUAGAAAAGUACCCUAAGGAGUCUGCACUUAUUCUAUGGAUGAUGGAUCCUAACCCUAAUUGUCGACCCACUGCUGCACAACUACUCGAAUUUGAGCUGUUCAACAACAACGAUCCUAACGACAGUACUUUUGCGACAUUGCAAUCCGAGUUACAAGCCAAAUCACUUGCUUUGGACAAAAAAACCCAAGAAAUGGCAGUAUUGUGUGCUAAGAUGGAACGUCUCGAGCUCGAGAAACAGCGGGAAAUGUCUCUUAUGCAGCAAGAGAAAUUGGCCAUGCAACAAAGACUGCUGGAAUUGGAACAAAAGUUGGAGAAGGUCGAUUUGGAUACAAGAACUGCAGCAGCUACUGCCACUACCAAUUUGACGCCACCACAUAAAGUGGCAGCUGUGUCCCAAUAAUGAACUAGUUUUCACAUGUAUAUAUAGACCCAAAGAAAAAACUGUUUAAAAUUGUAAAUACUCUAUACUCCCCCUCUCAACAUCAUAAAACUUAAGAAAAAUACAUACCGUCAUUGAUUUUUAUGAUAUCGCAAUUAACUAUGGUGAAUUUG
This is a messenger RNA of Zychaea mexicana, 2657 nucleotides long. RefSeq names its product kinase-like domain-containing protein. The transcript has 5 exons. Gene Ontology annotation, molecular function: ATP binding; protein kinase activity. The record is from RefSeq and is a predicted model, not a curated record. NCBI's taxonomy places the organism in Eukaryota, Fungi, Mucoromycota, Mucoromycetes, Mucorales, Lichtheimiaceae. The coding region runs from base 193 to 2505 and encodes 770 amino acids. Gene Ontology annotation, biological process: protein phosphorylation.